This is a messenger RNA of Prunus armeniaca (apricot), 1485 nucleotides long. The record is from the annotation of a GenBank genome assembly. Lineage: Eukaryota; Viridiplantae; Streptophyta; Magnoliopsida; Rosales; Rosaceae.
AUGGGUAAUCGUCAGCAGCCAAAAAGAAGAGUGGCAUUUUUGUUGAUUGAUGGUGUGGGUGAUGUGUCAAUACCAAAGUUUGGAUUUAAGACUCCUCUUCAGGCGGCCAAAGUACCCAAUUUGGAUGCCAUUGCAUCCGCUGGAGUUAAUGGUUUAAUGGACCCUGUUGAAGUUGGUUUGGGUUGUGGAAGUGACACAGCUCACCUUUCUCUACUGGGUUAUGACCCUAGGGUAUAUUACCGCGGCCGAGGCGCAUUUGAGUCCAUGGGUGCUGGAUUGGCCAUGUCACCUGGUGAUAUUGCAUUUAAGUCUAAUUUUGCAACCUUGGAUGAAAAAACUGGAAUAGUCAUCAGUAGGAGGGCUGACAGACACUUUGAAGAAGAAGGCCCCAUACUGUGUGCAGCACUUGAUGGAAUGAAGCUGCCAUCUUUUCCUGAAUAUGAAGUCAGAGUCAGGUAUGCAACAGAACAUAGAUGUGGAGUGGUUGUUAAAGGACCAAAUCUAAGUGGAAAUAUAUCAGGAACAGACCCGUUGAAGGACAACCGUUUACUUUUGCAAGCUGAAGCUCUAGAUGGCACCGAUGAGGCGAGGCACACAGCUAAAGUUGUUAAUGAGUUAUCCAAGGAAAUAUCACGUAUUCUCGUUGCUCAUCCACUGAAUGCAAAACGAGCUGCUGAAGGGAAGAACAUAGCUAAUCUUGUCCUUUUACGAGGAUGUGGUAUUCGAAUUGAGGUUCCUCCAUUUGAAAAGAAACAUGGGUUAUGGCCUUGUAUGGUAGCUCCCACAAAAAUCAUUGCUGGGCUGGGCCUAUCUCUUGGCAUUGAUAUCCUAGAAGCUCCUGGAGCAACAGGAGACUAUCGAACACUUCUAACUUCCAAAGCAACUGCAAUAGCUAAAGCACUUUCAGCUCCAAUGCAGUCUUGCCCCAAUGUGUUUGUACCAGGGGAAGAUGAGCACAAACCAGGUCGAUCGGAUGGCUAUGAUUUUGGGUUCCUUCAUGUUAAGGCUAUAGAUGAUGCAGGUCACGACAAGGCAACCAUCUUCAAAGUCAAAGCAUUAGAAGCUGUAGAUCGAGCUAUAGGGCAGCUGUCCAGGCUCCUUUGGGAGAGUGAGUCAACAGGAAAUUUCAAGUACUUCCUUUGUGUCACUGGAGACCACUCUACCCCAGUUGAAUAUGGAGACCACAGCUUUGAGCCAGUUCCAUUCACAAUAUGUCCGUUGAAAGAUUUUGUGGAUGCGGUAGGCGUGGAAACCAUCUUGGGAGGUUCUCUUGAUCCAUUUCCUCUUCCAACUGUAAAAGAUGGUGAACAUCUAGCAGAAGAUGUGAAGAUUGAACAAGGGGAGAGAAGCAAACAGCCUCGAGCUUUCAGCGGUGAUUCAGUUUAUGAGUUCAAUGAGAUUGCAGCAGCAAGGGGAUGCCUUGGGCGCUUUCCUGGUGGGGAGAUGAUGGGUGUAAUAAAGAACUUCCUUAAGCUAGAUGCAUGA